Messenger RNA from Vidua macroura (Pin-tailed whydah), 1480 nucleotides. RefSeq names its product methyltransferase like 18 (gene METTL18). Bases 416 to 1456 code for a protein of 346 amino acids. Gene Ontology annotation, biological process: peptidyl-histidine methylation, to form tele-methylhistidine. Gene Ontology annotation, molecular function: protein-L-histidine N-tele-methyltransferase activity. The transcript has 2 exons. NCBI's taxonomy places the organism in Eukaryota, Metazoa, Chordata, Aves, Passeriformes, Viduidae. The record is from RefSeq and is a predicted model, not a curated record.
AGCGGCUCCACGUGGGGGAAGCGGAGGAUGGCCCGGAGCGGCGGCCGCGGAAUAGUUAGGGUUGAAAGGGAGCUCUGGAGAUCAUCCGGCCCAACCCCCCCCCCCCGCCAAAGCAGUGUCCCCCAGAGCAGGUGACACAGCGACGCGUCCAGGUGGAUUUGGAAUGUUUCCAGAGAGGGAGACUCCACGACUUUCCGGGGGAGCCUGGUAAUGAAAAUCAGGAUGCUACAAUUAGAUGGUUUGUGCUGAUAUUAAUGAUACAUAAGACUAUUUACUUUUAUUUCCAGCAGCAAUUCACCUGGCUCUUGGCAAGACAUCUGAUACUGCACCAGCGAAAUACUCUGUCCUGCAACAUUGCCUACAUAAAAGCUUGGCUGUCAUAAAUUAAACUUAAAAAAAAAACUUAUUCCUGAAAAUGGAUUUUCGAUUUAAUUUUGCUGUUGAUGAAAAUGAGAACAGUGAGGCAGAUGCUCACUUCUUACUGCUGUGCUCUCCAGAACACAAGCAGGAAUCCAGGGAGAAGAGCAGGGGAACUGCCAGUCUUGCAGCAAAGUCCAGCCUGAAGCUGGCUGCUGCUAAGUACCAGGAUGAGGCAGCUUUGAAGAAAAACCUCUGUGUGAAAGCUGCUAAGGAGCACAGCAUUCCCCAAGAUCUCAACAAAGUAUUGGAAAAUAAAGUCAUGGAGACAGUAUUGGACCUGUCUUAUGUAAAGCUGUCUGUAGUGGAAAUGACAUGUUCAGGUGAUGCUGACAGCGAAGGCAUCGUGUCCAAAAGUGUGUCUUCCCACUCUGAUCUCAUCCCAGGAGUCUACGAAGGAGGGCUGAAAAUCUGGGAAUGCACCUUUGAUCUCAUGGACUACUUUUCUGAGGCUGAAAUAGAAUUUACCAACAAGACCGUAUUGGAUCUUGGCUGUGGAGCUGGAUUGUUGGGAAUUGUUGCUUUACAAGGUGAAGCUGCCAGAGUCCAUUUUCAGGACUACAACAGCACAGUGAUUGAUGAAAUAACCUUGCCUAAUGUGGUGGCCAACUGUGUCAGUGAGGGCAGUGGGAAGGACAGAAAAGCCAGCAAGCCUCCUUCAAAGAGGCCCAGGAAAGCAGAGAGCUCACCUGAUAUGCUCAACAGAUGCAGAUUUUUUUCUGGAGAAUGGUCUCAAGUCAGCCAGCUCCUGUUAAACAGCAACAAACCCUGUUUGAAGUACGAUAUAAUUCUCACCUCUGAGACCAUCUAUAAUCCUGACUACUACAGUGCUUUGCAUGAUACACUGGCUCAGCUCCUGGAUAGAAAUGGCCGUGUGUAUUUGGCAAGCAAAGUGCAUUAUUUUGGAGUUGGUGGUGGUAUUUAUCUCUUUGAGAAAUUCAUUGAAGACAAAAAUGUGUUUACAACCAGUAUGGUUAAAACAAUUGAUCAGGGUCUGCAGCGAUGCAUUAUGGAAAUUGCCUUUAAAAAUUCCUGUUAAAAUUAAACUACUGAUCUUCCAAAA